This is a messenger RNA of Procambarus clarkii (red swamp crayfish), 1551 nucleotides long. Its product is annotated as retinol dehydrogenase 11. The record is from RefSeq and is a predicted model, not a curated record. NCBI's taxonomy places the organism in Eukaryota, Metazoa, Arthropoda, Malacostraca, Decapoda, Cambaridae.
CAGAGGCUCACUAGAGAAGGUUUAGAACAAAUGCAUGUUUGGUCAGGUGUGGGUCGGGACUCACGACUGUGGGUUCCUAUAGUGGCCUGGACCAUGGGCGUUGUGGGCGUGCUGGUGGGUGUGGGCUUUGCCCUCUACCUCAUUACCAAGUACAGGCAAAGAAGAUGGGGAAAAUGUAAGAGUAUGCGUCGCCUGGAGGGCAAGAUUGUAGUGAUCACAGGUGCUAAUUCGGGCAUUGGCAAGGAGACAGCAAGGGACUUGGCUAGCCGAGGAGCAAUUGUUGUCUUGGCCUGCAGGAACCGCCAAGCCGCUCUGGAGGCUGUCCGUGACAUACGCACAACCACAGGUGAUGGAGAUCUGAUUGUUAUGGAACUUGAUCUUGGCGACCUGGCGUCUGUCAGAACAUUCUCGUCAAAUUUACUUGAAAAAUUCAACAAAAUUGACAUCCUGAUCAACAAUGCUGGAGUGUUUGUUCCACCUGAGGAGCGAAGGAAAACCAAGGAUGGUUUUGAAAUCCAUCUGGGAGUGAACCAUCUGGGUCACUUUCUUCUCACGCAUCUGCUUCUCCCUCGCAUUCAGAGUACGCCCAGUUCUCGGAUCAUCAUUGUGUCAUCAUCUCUGUAUAGACAUGGAAGAAUUGACUUUGACAACCUAGAUGCUGACAAAGGCUGGGAUGUGAAGAUCCGACCCAAUGUCUUAUACAGCAACUCCAAACUAGCCAAUAUCUUCCACAGUCAAGAGCUUGCUAGAAGACUGCAAGGCAGUGGCACAGGAGUGUUUGUGCUGUGUCCCGGAUUUGUGUACACAGGCCUCAUGCGUUAUGUUGUUGCCAACUUUAGCUGGAUCAAGAAACUCUGCUUUACUCCCAUUAUCCUCAUUUACAUGAGGAAUGCAAACCAGGGAGCCCAGACCACAAUUCAUUGUGCCAUAUCUGAAGAGUUGGAUGGUGUAGAAUGGGGAUUCCUACGUGAGUGCAAGAUAGACACAUUGGAGAAAAUUGCUGAAGAUUGUGAGACGGCCACCAAGCUCUGGGAUGUGUCAAUGUCUCUUGUUGGGGAGAGGGUGGCAGGGAUGGCCACUGUUGGUGAGAGGAAAGAGGCGGUUUUGGAAGAGCAAAGAGCCUCCUUGGAGGAAAGAGAGGCAUAUGUAGACAGGGAUGAAAGAGAGCUAGUUGAAGAUGAGGGAAUAACAAUGGAAGAAGAGGAGGAGGAGGAGCAUGAAGCUGUGGUAGAAGAUAAAGAGGAAUUGCCAGAAGAAGAACUGUCUUUAGAUGAAGAAGAGCCAUCUUCAGCUGAUGAUGAUGAUGAACUAUUAGUGAACAGGUCACUUGAUGAGGGAAAAUCAUUGUUACCACACCAACACUUGCAAGGUCAUAAAUCAAAAUAAUUAAAGAGGAAUUUUGUAAAUACCUGUACUGUAAGUUUUGUUGUUUUUCUUUAGUAACUAUAUCUGAACAAUAGCCUACAUAUAAGUACUCUGUGCAGUUAUUAACAUGACUUUUGUAAAUAUUACACAUUCAGAAGUAUAUAAAAAAGACUUAUUUGUAUAUCC